AGUCUUUCCUUGAGUGUCCACGAUGGUGGUUGGUUGCCAGGAAGUGUUUGGUGUUGAUCAGUGAAUUUUGUUGUGCCCAAGGGUGCGGAAAGUCAUCAAUAUUCAAAGUGAGACAGCCCAAUUGUUCCAAAAGUGUCCACUCCAAUCAUGAUGUUCCACUUGUGAGGAGGGAUUCACAUACCAAGGAAAGCAUUAUACAUAGCGCAACCACAAAAUAGAUGUUCGGUAAAACAAUGAAGGACACAUAUCGGAAUUGCACAUCCACAAUGGGAUUUGGGAUGAUUGUCGUAUUUCUUGCCGCUUUCAUGUGUGGGGUGGAAUCUCAUCGGGAGAAAAUUAGUCUUCAGCCACCGCUUCGUGAAGUGGUGAGAUCCGUCAACGAUUCCUACAUUGUGACGUGCAACGCACAAAAUAAUGCCAUGGCCGUUCGAUGGCAGAAUCCAAAGAAAGGCUCCAUAAAGGAGCGUCGGGGGCGCGUUCACACUGAAGAUAUUAGGGAUUCCCUCGCACUCGUAUUUGAGCACAUCACCCUAGCAGAUCGAGGCGAAUGGAGUUGCUUGGGUGACGAUGCUGAGGACACAAAAAGCUCCUUUAGGAUGAUUGUAAAUGAGGAAAUGAGCUUCGUCGAUACGCCAAUUGUUCAGCUAGCACGUGAACAUCGAGACGCUACAAUACGAUGUGAGGUCAAAGGUGAUCCUGAGCCUGUCAUUUCAUGGGAUUACAACGGAAAAUCCUUACAAUUUCCACACGAAAAGUAUAUAAAAUUGGCGGAUGGGCUCUUCAUCAAGAGGGUGCACAGGAAUGAUAGCGGAGAAUACACCUGCAGAGGAUUUCAGGUUUCACCAUCGAUAGUGAACAGCAAGGAGCAGCGUAUUCGCCUUAAUGUCCAAUAUAAACCCACCCUUUUGUCUGAAGAUAAUAUUCAGUAUGUCUAUGCGAAUGGAACAGUAAAUCUCACAUGUGAGGCUGAGGCUGAGCCACCUGCCAACUUUUCUUGGUUUCGCCAUGGAAAAAAAAUUAAUCCUCGACAGCAAACAAUUCAUACAGCCAAGGAUAUUUCUCAAUUGGAAAUAACUCUAACGGAUGCAUCGAUUCUAGGGCAGUAUCGGUGCAAAGCAUCCAAUCCAUUGGGAAAUGUUGAUCAUGAGAUCCUACUUAAGGAGGGCGUCAAGCCCGAACCACCAGCUAAGUUUAUCUUACGUGGUGUUAGCUAUGAUAUCCUUGAUGUUGAUGUGGGUGCUGCAAAGCAAAGGGAACCCACGGAAAUGGAUACAAUUGGGUAUCGCUUCCAAAUCAUGCCAGUAAAUGUAUUUGAAGAGCACGAUCAGGAUUGGACUUUGGCACGACAAAUUGAUUUUCCUGUCGAAGAUAAUUUCACCUACCUUAUAACGCACCUAGAGCCUCAUACGCGAUACAUCGUGCGAGUGGCAAGUAGAAACCUAGCUGGGUUGAGUGAAUAUACCGACCCAAAGGAAUUCAGUACACAUAGUCAUGGAAUAUCAAAAGCCUCCACCAAUCGUCUGGCCUCAUCCCUCAUCAUCUUUUUCCUCAACUACGCCUUGUGUCACUUGAAUUAGUAAAGAAGAAAAACCCCGCAUCAUGUUGUCGUUGCAUAAAUCGUCGCUUUUUUGUGAACUACACGCCCCCAUAUUCUAUUGUAAUAAAAAAUGUAUUAUUAAGGAUUUGGUAAAUAUAGUUUGAAAUUUCAUUUAGAUAGUCACUGUGAACAAAAAAAAAUGUAUAGGAUCUUAGCCUUACAUGUAAUCAAUCUUGAAGUAAUAUAAGAGAGAUGAAUGCUCCUA
Lutzomyia longipalpis is the source of this 1802-nucleotide messenger RNA. Its product is annotated as neural cell adhesion molecule 1-A-like. Gene Ontology annotation, cellular component: neuron projection. Bases 219 to 1577 code for a protein of 452 amino acids. Gene Ontology annotation, molecular function: protein binding. The record is from RefSeq and is a predicted model, not a curated record. The transcript has 7 exons. Lineage: Eukaryota; Metazoa; Arthropoda; Insecta; Diptera; Psychodidae.